AUGGAUGAUGAUGAAGGCAGAGGGCAAAGAAUUGUUUACGAUGGUAAGCGUAUGAGAAAAGCCAUAGCCAGAAGAAAUGUAGACUAUAAUGGACCUCUUCUAAAAUACAAACUAGAAGGUAAGUUUGGAUAUGUGCAGAAGCACCCGCUGUACUCUAUUUACGUACCGCCUGUUACAGGUGCCUGCUCACUAUCAAAUAGUCUUACUGUUAACCUAGCGCACACAAGCAUAAAUAAAAUACGCACGCCAAUUAACACGAUACGGUAUGCGCCAAAUGGCAGAAGACUUAUUUCUGGCGCUGCAACAGGGGAGUUCACGCUGUGGAAUGGAUUUAGCUUUAAUUUUGAGACAAUUCUGCAGGCGCACGACAGCGCGCUCCGGUCUCUGUGCUGGACCCCGUAUGGAGAUUAUCUGCUGUCUGGCGACCAGAUUGGGGUUGUUAAGUACUGGCAGCCUUCGAUGAAUAAUCUGCAAUUAAUUGAAGCGCAUAAAGAAGCCAUUAGAGACAUCAGCUUUUCUCCUCGAGGAAGCAAGUUUUGCACAGCCUCAGACGAUGGAACCAUCAAAGUAUUUGACUUCCAAACAGCAAAAGAGGAGAGAAGUCUUUCUGGCCACGGGUGGGACGUAAGAGUGGCGCAGUGGCACAAAAGGCAUGCGCUAAUUGCAAGUGGAGGAAAGGACAACCUAGUUAAGCUAUGGGAUCCAAGGGGAAAGGAGCUUACUACUCUGCAUAUUCAUAAAAAUACUGUUCUGUGUCUUAAAUGGACAAAUGAUGGAGAGUGCAUCCUUACAGGCGGAAAGGAUCAAGUAAUAAAGAUGUUUAAUCUGCGCGCAAUGAAGGAAGAGUUUACACAUAAGGGGCACCAAAAGGAGGCUACGGCUCUGUGCGUCCAUCCAUGCUUGGACAGCUUAUUUGUGUCUGGCGGAGGAGAAGGAGCUGUUUAUAUUUGGCAGAAACACAAUGAGUACCCUGUUCGGGUUAUACCCGACGCCCAUCAGAAAACUAUCUGGUCAAUGGACUUUCACCCGAUUGGGCAUACGCUAGCCACCAGCUCGGUUGAUAAUACGGUUAAGUUUUGGAUUAGAUCAAGGCCCUCUGCAGAGGGCUCCUCCGAGAAUGUGGAAAGCGUGGAUGUGGAGCAGGAAAGAAUUCCCGGUGUAGGAAGCAAUCUCCAGGAGUGA
Molecule: messenger RNA, 1182 nt
Organism: Nematocida ausubeli
Lineage: Eukaryota; Fungi; Microsporidia
Exons: 1
Coding region: 1-1182 (393 amino acids)
Cellular component (GO): mRNA cleavage and polyadenylation specificity factor complex
Molecular function (GO): protein binding
Source: RefSeq, a predicted model, not a curated record